Hipposideros armiger (great roundleaf bat) is the source of this 3789-nucleotide messenger RNA. It is a transcript of the gene LIPG, whose product is annotated as lipase G, endothelial type. The record is from RefSeq and is a predicted model, not a curated record. The transcript has 10 exons. NCBI's taxonomy places the organism in Eukaryota, Metazoa, Chordata, Mammalia, Chiroptera, Hipposideridae. The coding region runs from base 302 to 1804 and encodes 500 amino acids. Gene Ontology annotation, biological process: lipid catabolic process. Gene Ontology annotation, molecular function: protein binding; lipoprotein lipase activity.
GUGGCGAGCGCUUACUUCUCCGGACGGCCUCACGCGGGAGGGCAGAUCUGGUUCUGGUUCUCGUUCAAGCCUCUUCACACUCCCCCGCCCGGCCGCUCAACUUAGUUAAGUUUUCAUUUUCCACCUUCCCCGCCUUCAGCUGUCCAAGGCCACCAAUUUCUGGUCGAGAGAAGGUGCCUACUUAGGGUCUUACAGACUCGGACUGGUGGAAAACCCGAGAGCCCGAGAGGUGGUUUUUCUUUGUGGUUUUUUUUUUUUUUUUGUGAAGUCCUGUUUCGCUGAAGGGGGUGUGGCGGGAAGGAUGAGAAACUCCGUUCUUCUACUCUGCCUCUGGCGCGUCUAUUGUUGCUUUGCCGCGGGUGGCCCCGCACCCCUUGGUCCAGAGGGACCGCUGCAAGAUGAACUCCACAAAGGCAAGGAUGCACAGGCUGCUGCCAAACCCAGUGUGAGGUUCAACUUCCGCACCUCUGAGGACCCAGAACAUGAAGGAUGCUACCUCUCCCUUGGCCACAACCAGCCCCUAGAAGACUGUGGCUUCAACCUGACAGCCAAAACGUUUUUCAUCAUUCAUGGAUGGACGAUGAGUGGCAUAUUUGAAAAUUGGCUGUUCAAACUCGUGUCAGCCCUGCAGACACGAGAGAAAGAAGCCAAUGUCGUGGUGGUUGACUGGCUCCCCCUGGCUCACCAGCUCUACACAGAUGCUGUCAAUAACACCAGGGCCGUGGGACACAGCAUCGCAAGGAUGCUCGACUGGUUGCAGGAGAAGGAUGAUUUUUCCCUUGGGAAUGUCCACUUGAUCGGCUACAGCCUUGGAGCUCACGUGGCUGGGUACACUGGAAACUUUGUGAAAGGCACGCUGGGCAGAAUCACGGGUUUGGAUCCUGCUGGGCCCCUGUUUGAAGGGGCGGACAUCCACAGGAGGCUGUCCCCCGACGACGCAGACUUCGUGGACGUCCUUCACACCUACACGCGUUCCUUCGGCUUGAGCAUUGGGAUUCAGAUGCCCGUGGGCCAUAUCGAUAUAUACCCCAAUGGGGGUGACUUCCAGCCGGGCUGUGGACUCAACGAUGUCUUGGGGUCAAUUGUGUAUGGAACCAUCGCAGAGGGGGUGAAAUGUGCGCACGAGCGGGCCGUGCACCUGUUUGUUGACUCCCUGAUGAAUGAGGACAAGCCAAGCUUUGCGUUCCAGUGCACUGACUCCAACCGCUUCAAGAAGGGGAUCUGUCUCAGCUGCCGGAAGAACCGUUGUAAUAGCAUUGGCUACAACACCAAGAAAAUGAGGAACAAGAGGAACAGCAAGAUGUACUUAAAAACCCGUGCAGGCAUGCCUUUCAGAGUGUAUCAUUAUCAGAUGAAAAUCCAUGUUUUCACCUACAAGGACAUAGAAGAAAUCGAGCCCACCUUUUUUGUUACCCUUUAUGGCACCAGUUCAGACUCCCAGGCUCUGCCUUUGGAAAUAGUGGAGCAGAUCAGGCUGAAUGCCACCAACACCUUCCUGGUCUAUACUGAGGAGGACUUGGGAGACCUUUUGAAGAUCAAACUCACCUGGAAGGGAGCAGUUCGGCCCUGGUACGACCUGUGGAGGGAGUUUCGCAGCUACCUGUCUCAACCCCGCAAGUCUGAGCAGGAACUAAAUAUCAGGCGCAUCCGGAUCAAGUCUGGAGAAACCCAGCGGAAAUUUACUUUUUGUGCAGAAGACCCUGAACACACCAGCAUAUCCCCAGACCAAGAGCUCUGGUUUCACAAGUGCCUGGAUGGCUGGAGAAUGAAAAAUGAAACCAGGUCAAAUGUGGAGCUUCCCUGAGGCUGCAAGCAAGGCCCCCUGCUCCGUCUUCCAAGAACAUGGAGAAAAGUUACUGCUGAGGACCCAUCUGAUGGAAGGACCCCUCUUGGCCUUGACCCUGAAGCAUGGGAAAGAGCCUGCUUGCUGGGCCCAGGACCUUGCUUCCUGUGACAAUUAGGACUUCUUAUCAGAGGGGACUGUGCACUGCUGUUCCUGCUGUCCCUGCCGCUUCCCUAGCAUAGCUCUAAUGCCAGCUCUGUGUGCAAACGACUGAAUGCCUAGGCCUCUUUUGUACACCAGGCUGGUUUCUAAGUGACUGGAUGAGCCUGUGCUUUGCCUGACACGGAACACUGGCUCUGGGAAGUGGCUCUGUAUGGAAGGCUGUCUGCUGCCUGGCCUGUCUUGAGUCAUAGUGGGAGAUCUUCCCACUGGGAGUUGACUCAUGUCAGGAUGGCAGACCUGUGACUUUGUUCACCCAGAGAGGGGAGAGGAAAUCUGGGUGGUACUGAGGCCCUUGCUGUCGGGGUUCAAUGGGCUGCAUUAAUCAAUAUCAGUUACUUUUUCAACAUUCUGUCCUGCUCCUAAACUCGCUCUCUAAAGCACACAUCAUUGGGUUUCUUAUUUUUGUAUUGCUCAUUUUUUUUAUUGGACAAAUGUAUAUUAAGCACGUAAACUUAAUGGGUUGGAAUUUGUAGACUCCCUUCCAGUUUAUAUGAUCCAUGAAUAUACAUGUGAUGAAGGCACAACGGGCAUUAGGGGAGGGCUACAGGAUGUAAGAGUUGGGGAUCCUGAGGCUUUCAGUGGUUUCUACCUAUUUCUUCUUGGUUAUGAUGUGCAUUUCCCCUAAGAGUGACAUAUUUGAUCACCAGCAGAGUAUCAUAUGUGCUGGGGAUCAGAAUGGUGGCCAGUUGAUAGAUAUGAUUGCUCUGGAGCAAAGUCUCCUCUGUCAUUGAAGUAGAAGGUAUUACCUAUGUUAUACACAUCUGUUUAUACAGAACCAGCACUUGUCAAACAGCUGGUGCUAAGAUUUAACACAGUGUUUUUCCCUCCUUGGAACACCUUGUUCUAAUACUAGCCCCUUUUCUGUGUUGAACUUCUUGGAAAAGCCUCCAAAUCUUCAUUUGAAUUAAUAUACACGUGAUAUCUGAGAAGCUCUUUUUUUUUUUUUUUACUUUCCAAAAGAUUUACAUGUGUGUCACCUAAUUAGAGACUCACAAUAGGAGGUGAGCUGGCCAGCUAUUAUUGUCUCUAUUUUACAAAACUGAGGCUCAGUGAGGUUCAGCCACAUGCCUAGAAUCAUAUACCAAGUUGGCGAUGGAGCCAGGUAAUGACCCCGAUUUCCUGGAGGCAAAGUACAUGGUAUGUUCAUCUCUGUAACUUCAUUAAGACUUCUACAGCCGUUUCUCACCAACUUGCCCUAGAUGUGACAAACAAGGAAUUUUUUUCAGAGCUAGCCAUAAAACCCUAAGCCCUUUUAUUAAUAUAUAACCGGAAGAACAACUGUGCCAAGGGGUUGGGCUUUUUAUGGAUGAGAUUUAUUUGGAAGGAGAUAUGAUGUCAGGUAGAGGGGAAGAGCGAUUUUCUUUGUACUGAGAUUUUGAAAGGAGACUGUUUUAAUCUGUAUUGUGCCAAAGUUGUAUCAUUGUUCAAUGCCAAACUUCAGAAGACAUAAGCAGUCAAGUCUUAAGUCAAGGUAUUUUCUCAAUCCAGUUGUGUGCUUCUCCUGUUGCUUCUGUGAUUGCGUUCUAGCCAAAGUGGAGCUUGUAUCCUAGUUACUUCCAUUUUAGCAACGGGAGCCUUGGGAAUCAAGUCCUCAGUGGGUCCUGUAUUUAUACAUUUAGCUUGAAUACUUAUUUGUAUAUGAUGCUUUUUGUAAUGCUACUUAGAACAUUAUUUAUUUCUCAAGUGUAUAUACUAUACAAAACAAUAUAUGGCUAGUUUUUACUUUAAGAUUAACCAAUUUCAAGGUUAAAAAAUUUUAAUAUUAAAAAUAAUUUUAAAAAUCU